Messenger RNA from Blepharisma stoltei, 1896 nucleotides. NCBI's taxonomy places the organism in Eukaryota, Ciliophora, Heterotrichea, Heterotrichida, Blepharismidae. The record is from the annotation of a GenBank genome assembly.
AUGGUGACUUUUUUAGGGUUCCCGAUUGAAAUCAGAAAUAUAUGUGUUUUUCUUGCUCCUGUGUUUUCUGCAUUUACUUCUUUGACAGGAUAUAUGAUUACUAAAGAAAUCACUGGAAAAUCCGAGUCAGGAUUAUUUACAGCUUUAUUUUUAAGUGUCGUGCCAUCCUAUAUAUCAAGAUCAGUCGCAGGAAGUUAUGACAAUGAAGCAAUCGCCAUUUUUGCAUUGGUAUUUACUUUUUAUUUGUUCAUUAAAGCACUUAAUACUGUAAACUACAUAUAGGGGUCACUGUUUUGGUCAUCACUUGCAUCCUUAGCUUUAUUCUAUAUGGUUGCAUCCUGGGGAGGGUACUCAUUUAUAGUAAAUAUUAUACCUAUUUUUAUCGUCGGCUUAAUACUAAUAGGAAGACUUACCACAAACGUAUACAUCACAUACUGCACAUUCCACAUAUUAGGGAGCAUCUUAGCCAUGCAAAUUCCUUUUGUAGGGUUUCAAGCCAUUACUUCUUCAGAGCAUUUAGCUUCACAUACCGUUUUUGUAUUUAUGAAUGUUUAUAUGUUCUGUGAAUGAAUAAAAAACCAAAUCGGCGAAAAAAGAUUUUCCAAUUUGAAAAAAUUUGUGAUUUUAGGCACGCUGAAUUUAAUUGUGAUUUUUGCGUUAUUUGCUAUGCUUACAGGGAAAAUGAAAUGAAGUGGGAGAAGUUUGAGUCUUCUGGAUCCUACUUAUGCGUCGAAGUUUAUUCCGAUUAUUGCAUCAGUCUCUGAACACCAGCCAACUUCUUGGGCGCUGUUUUUCUUUGACUUGCAUUUAUUACUGGUUUUAGCACCUAUUGGGCUUUAUUUUUGUUUGGUUGAAUAUAAUGAAGGAAAACUGUUUUUGGCUUUAUAUGGGGUGCUCUCUGCUUAUUUUGCGUCAGUUAUGAAUAGACUGCUGCUAGUAUUUGCUCCUGCGCUUUGUAUUUUAUCAGGGAUAGGGGUAUCGGAAACUAUUUAUAAAUUUGUAAGGCAUAUAACGAAUUAUAAAUCAUGGCAAGAGUAUGUUAAAUCAAGAAAGAAUGCUAAAGCUGCUAGACCACGCUAUGGCAUCCCAAUAGAAAUAUCUAUUAUUUUGAUAAUUUUAAUUGGCUAUGCUAUUAGUAAUUAUAUCUAUCAUUCUGUUUGGGCUACUGCGGAAGGCUACUCUUCGCCUUCAAUUGUUAUGUCCUAUCAGCACAAUGGUGAAAAAAUAAUCAUUGAUGAUUUCAGAGAAGCAUACUAUUGGCUGAGGAUGAAUACAAAAGAAAAUUCACAUAUAAUGUCAUGGUGGGAUUAUGGCUACCAAAUAACAGGCAUGGGAAACCGAACUGUUCUAGUUGACAAUAAUACCUGAAAUAACUCUCAUAUUGCGACUGUAGGGAUGAUUUUUGGCUGUGAUGAAGAAGAUGCAGCUUUUUAUUUAAGAAAAUUAGACGUUAAUUACGUGCUGGUAAUUUUUGGCGGAUAUAGCGCAUAUUCGAGCGACGAUAUAAAUAAAUUUUUAUGGAUGGUAAGAAUUGCUGCUGGAGUUUAUCCUGAAAUAAAAGAAGAAGAUUAUGAAGCUGAUGGUGUAUAUAGGAUUGAUAGCCAAGUCACGCAAAAAAUGAAAGACAGCUUAAUGUAUAAAUUAUCAUAUUACAGAUUUGGAGGAGUCGGAGGAUAUGACACUGCAAGAAGGGUCCAUAUUGGCGACAAAGAUUUUGUAUUAAAACACUUGAAAGAAGUUUAUACUUCCUUGCAUUGGAUUGUCAGGAUUUAUGAAGUUUUGCCUGAAGAAUUUCGAGAGUUUGAGAGGUCAAGGAGCUCAUAUGCAGAGUUAUCAGAAAAUGUAUUAUUAAAGCAAAAUUUAACAAAAAUAAAAAUAAGGCCAAUUGAUGAAUAA